CAAACUGUACCCAAUACAUUAUUGUUCUUCCGUGUUAAAAUGUAUCUCUAAAAUGUAUUUCUAUUAAAUACCCAUCUUCAUUAAAAUUGCUGACGUGAGAUACAUUUCAAAUGUUUUGCGUCAGCAUUGCAUCAACAAUAUUUUUUUGUUUUUCAGCUAGCAAAAAAUUUCGUCAUUAACCUUGUAUUGAUCUCCUUAAGACGAUGACAAAUGGAGAUGAAGUACAAGUCCUAUUGACCUACCUUCCAGAUGGUGUACUUCUUAAGUUAAUAGUUCUGUCCCAACUAGCUCUCUAUGUUUUAAGAUAAACUGAUUGGGAAGUAAGUUCUACACGUGCUAUUUACGAACUGAAGGUCAGAGCAUCAUUAAGUUGAAUAUCACAGAAGUCAACGGUGACAUGCUUCAAAAAUGGCUGUCAAAGGCACAGUUCAUUGCAAAGCAAAACUGUACAGGAGACUCAAUUGUUAGAGUCCUCGCAGAACAUCUCUUCUCACAAAACCGAGGGCAGGGCUGACUUAUUGCCUGCUGUGUCGUUUGGGGGACAGAACUUCUGGACUUCUUUUUAAUACGAUAUACAAUUUUUUCGAUUAUUAUUACUAAACAUAUUUGAUUUCUCUUUCCCCUUUUAAAAAGAUUUUUUUAAACUUUUUUGAACAUGUUUUUUCUUUGGUAUUAUUACAUUACGAGAACAUUCGUCCGAAAGUUGUAUUAAGGUACAGGACACCUAACCUCUCCUAUGUUCUGAUUGUAUUUAGCUUGCAUGGGUGCGCACUCUUCUCGCAGUAUUCUCUGUGACGAUGAAGGUCGAAAUGACUUGUGGCAUGGUUCCAAAUGGUCUUUCGUUCGAGUCUGAGUGUAAUGCACCAGCCGAGCAUAAGAGUGUCAGUAUAAAGGAAAGGGGCCGACUUUAAUGUUCUCUAUACCUUAAGUUCUUCAUAAUAACACCAUUUAAAUUUCACAACAAAAUUACGUCAGCAAUUUUUUUGCCAACUAUUAUGCUUCGAAAACUCCGGGCUGCCGCUCUCCUGAAUGUAAUAAUUGCACGCCAAAAUCAUAAGUUAGGCGUGCGAUACUGAUUGCACGCCUGUAUUAAUGGCGUGCGAUACUGAUUGCACGCCUGUAUUAAUGUAGGUGUACAUACCACCGCACGUGGGCGCAAAUAUUCAUGACCAAGACUGUUAAACCUAAAUAAAUACAUCAAAUUCCAGCAUCAUGCUUUGCUGGCCUAAAGAAACAAUCACACAUUGUAACCUCAACAAAGAGGAUGAUGGGGACGACAAGUUACACAUACAAACAUACAAAAAGCAUUUUGUGAAACUGACAGGAUUUAUGGGUGGGCUUGUGUGCCUCGCCUAGCCAACAUAAAUCAGUUUUAGACAAAAGUAAAAUACAUGUGGAAAACUCACAAUUAUAAUGACUGUCACAACCAAAAAAAGCACACUUAUAAAACGAAUUAUAAGCACACUUAUUAGAGAUGAAAAUCAUUAAAUAAAUUUAAUGUUUUUUAGUGAUUUUCCCUGGGAAUAAUAAAACACAAGUCACCCAAGUAUGAUAACUUCUAAGAACGAGACAAAUGAUCUAAAUUCACAACACAUCAAAACAAGAAAAUAUUUUGUGUUUUUUCACAUGGCACCAACAAGGUCUAUUGUAGUUAUUGUUUUAUCCUUUAAGCUUAAAUAUUACUAAGUUGUUACAAAAUUGUUGACAUAAGUAUUUUUUUUGUAACUGUCAGUUUUGUUGAAAAAAAGAGAUUUUAUUAUCAGAGGAAUUUGGGGUAAAAAUGAAAGAUCUAAAUAUUUACUGGAAGAAGUUCUUGUGAUCUUUUCCAUCGAUUCACAAAAAAUAAUUUUUAAAACUGAAAUGGCCUGACUAAACUGUUUAAAUACGAUAGAAAUGAAAGAUAUUUGUUGGUUUUGUUACUAGUGUUUACAUCAUUAGUCAUUUUCUCCUUUUAUUCACAAAAUUUCUUCUCAGAAAUAAAGAAAAAAAAUCUCAAAGAAAUACAUAAAAAUUUCUUUCUCUAAAAGUUAUUUCCCUUACGGUCUUUUGUUUGGAUAAAUACAAAAAUUAAAAAAAUAGAGGAAAAAUCAGCUAUUCUGAUCAUAUUUAAAAAUGUGCUGUUAACAUAAUUUUAUGGAAUAGCAGCAAAUAACUGAAAGCCAGGAAUUUGAAGUAAAAUAAAGUGUAAAUCUUUGUCACAAAUUUACUUUUUAGAAUAAACAUUACAAUUGUCUAUGGCACACAAUGAUGGCGCAAGGCCACAUAUUCCUCUUAAACCAACACUAAAGCCAAAACCACAGAUACCCCAAAAACCUUUUCUUCAUUUUGGUCCUCAAGUGAAAGAUGCAAAUAAAACUGUGAACAUUUUUGAAAGACCACAUUCUAGUCCAGUUGGCCCACCUAAACCACCAAGAACGUUUCAGUAUAGACCACAAACCAAAUCAGUAAAUUUGGAAAAUAUUUUACAUGGUCAUGAUGUAACAACUGCUUAUGAAGAAAAUGAACAUAAAUUGCUGAACAAAUCAAUUUCUGCUGCUCCAAAUAAUGUAAGCAGUGUUGGUAAGGAUCAAGAAAGGUUGACAUGUUCUCAAAAACCUUUAGUUCCAGUUAGACCCACAAAGCCAUUAUAUAAACGACCAUUACCAGCCUUACCUAAUGUUCCUGUUAGGUUUAAACAAAACAGUAACAACAUAGAUGAACUAGAGUUAAAAAAACGACAUGGUCUUUUGAUUGAUGAAACUAUUUUAAAUGAACUCAAAGAAGAUUUAAACAAGAAUACUGAUUUUUAUGUUCCAAGAAGCAAUUUAAAUAAAUUAAAAAGUGUCUCUUCUCCAUCUCUAUUUAAUCGUGAUAGUGAUUAUGAAAACGAUAUUAAAACACUUCGAUAUAGUACAGAAAACUUGCUUAGCGAUGUUAUCUUUGAGCAUGAUGAUGAUGUUGAUAACAUUGAUGGAGGUAAUGGGAAUCAAGUACCCAAACAAAAGUUUCACAAAAAAUUUAAAGAUGUUACAACUCAUGGAUUUUCAAAAGGGAUUAAAAAAUGGCAAAGUUUUGCUGCAAGAAAACAUGAAACAUUUAAUGUUGUAAAAAAAGAUAUAUCACGCCCAAGAGCUGACACAACACCGAUUGAAGUUACAUUUGAUAAGUAUUCUGAUUUGUAUCAAGACGAUGAAAGUGCAUUGUUUGAUCAUGUUUUAGUUGUCUCUUUAAAACCAGAUGCGAAGGCGAUAUUGUCACCUUACAUAUCCUUUUGUUUUCCUCCAAAGAUUGAUGAAGACAGUUUAUCUGGUGAGGAAAAUCAAGUUAUGGAAAGCAUUCCUCAAUUUUGUUUUCCUGACCUUUCCGUUUCGGAAGGAUAUGGAUUUAAAAAUGGUGAAACAUUUUCCUUUGUGUUGACAGAUGUACUAGGAAAAAGAAACUUUGGUUAUUGCAAGCUUAUAAAAGUAUCUUCUUCUAAAUAUCCAGAAGUUUAUUGCAUCAUAAGUCCUCAUGGUUUAUUCUCUAUGUAUUCUCAAAUUCUAGAGGAAGUAGAGAAACAGCGCAAUAUAUCGGCAACUGCAGUGUUUUCUUUCCUCAAAGCUGUUUUGUCUCACUCUCUACCAAAACCAUCAUCCUCAGUUACUGUAUCAUUCUUUACGAGUGGAGGUUCAAACAAUAUCAAGGAGGUAACUCUGAAAAGACCUGGUGAUUCUGCUAUACAUGAGCAUGUUGAUCUGAGCUUGCUUUUCGCAACUUUACCAAUUUCAGUGAUAAUUCAGCUGCUAACUUGCAUGUUGGUAGAAGCUAAACUCAUUAUCUGUUCCAGUUCACUUAGUUUGUUGUCUUCUUGUUGUCAUGCUUUGAUUUCCUUGAUGUAUCCGUUUACGUGGGAGCACACAUACAUCCCCGUCUUACCGACAAAACUUGUGGAUAUCAUCUGUCUUCCAUCGCCGUAUCUUAUUGGUUUGCUGCCGCCAGCUCUUCAAGAAAUAGAAGAUUUACCUGUGGAUUAUGUUACAGUUGUAAGCUUAGAUGAUGGAGUUUUCUUAAGACAGGAAUCUGCGAAAGUUGCCCAGCUUCCAAAACAAAUCAAAGAGGAUGUCACUGCAGCUUUAGACGAAAUCUUGUGUGCUUGCCAAAAAAGCCAGCUAUUUGGAGCUUCAGAACAAAAAGCACAAAAUCAAGUGAUCACUGAAGUUUUUGUUCAAUCUUACCUAAAUUUAAUUGGUCAUUUUGAAGAGUAUUAUACAGAAAAUGAAAACCACGAUCAAGUCAUAACAGGAAAAGGAUUUUAUAAAGCUUCUCAUACGAAAGAGAAAAAACAGUUUCUGAAAGUGUUUAUGCAAACACAAGCCUUCCAACAAUUUGCUAUUAGCAGAAAAGAAAAUGGACCAUCCCAAGGCUUGUUCGAAAAUCGAUUUGCAGAAUGGAAAAGAAGAUCCGGUGGUCAUCAUUCGAAACCGAACUUUAAGGAUCUGUUGACUGGUUUCAAAAGAAAAUUAAAACUCUGACCAAAACUUCAUCAAGUUUUUAUAACCUUUUUUAGAUUAGUAGUAGGGCUCUUCAGCCGAAUUGCUUAAGGAUGGUAAUAUUUACACGUUUAAUUUUGCAUAGAAUAAUUUGUUUUAAAAGCUAUAAAAUUACCUGAAAUCGUGUCUGUGAAAGUAGUGUUUUUUUGCCAGACAAGAAUAAAAUCCUGUUUUCAAGGGUUUAUUUUCUACUUACUUGUAAAUAAUAAUAUAUAUGUUAAUAUGAUUCAAUGUAAUAAUGUAAAUUUAAAAAUAUAGAGAUUUAUAGUAUUUAUAUCUUUAGUGACAUGUUUUUUGAAGUUUAUGGAUGGCAUUGAAAACUGAUUUACCAUUUUAUUUAUUUUAUUUCUUGUAUGACAAUUUUAUUAGAAAAUCUUCACGAUAUUUAACACUUGGA
Messenger RNA from Hydractinia symbiolongicarpus, 4905 nucleotides. Its product is annotated as DENN domain-containing protein 2A-like. The record is from RefSeq and is a predicted model, not a curated record. NCBI's taxonomy places the organism in Eukaryota, Metazoa, Cnidaria, Hydrozoa, Anthoathecata, Hydractiniidae. Bases 2235 to 4490 code for a protein of 751 amino acids. The transcript has 22 exons.